GCGYAGUAACGUAAAGUAGUGACUUGAAAAGCGGGCAAGUUCAAGAUGGACAGGGGUUCAAAAUUGUAGUAUUUUUUGAGGGUAAACCAUUCCGGUCCCCUUUGAGUCAUCSUUCUUCAUGGGCUAUGGAAACGGACAAUUUAUCCGUCCAUUCCACAGCCAAAAAGAAAGAAAAGAGUGGAGAUCAACAACAACAACGCACCAUUCGCUUUGCACUUGAACUGAAGGAAAGCAAUGAUAAAUAUUUUCCCGAGUUCUCGUUCAAAGAGCUGCUUCGUUCUGCUUUGGUCGGAGAAGAAAAGGAUAAGCUUAARGAUUUGCCAGUGGACGAUGAUGGAGAGAACGAGAAACUGCAAGCUCUUGCCAAGAAAUUCGAAGAAAAAUAUGGACCAAAACAAAAACAUAAAAAGAAACGAAAGGAGAGAAUUCAGGAUCUAAUAGAUGUGACGUAUGGUUAUGAUGAAACUGAUCCAUUUGUUGAUAACAGCGAAGCUUAUGAUGAGUUGAUUCCAUCUGAUUGGACGACUGAACAUGGAGGUUUUUAUAUCAACCAGGGUGGACUGAACUUUAAACCAAUAUCAGAUGAUGAAAGUGAUAGUGAAGAUUUUAAAGGAGUUAAAAAGAGGAAGACACCGAAGAAAUUAAAAGAUCCGAAUAAAGUUAAAAAAGUCAGAGAAGGUGGAGAAAAGAAGAGAAAACAUUCAACACCAUCUGAUAAGGAAAAGAAACCAAGAAAAAUAAGACUAAUAAGUGGAGACAAGGAGAAGAAGCACAGGAAAAAGCUWAACUCAACCAGCGCACCAAAUGCUUCAUCUGUCCUCAUGAAAAUAAUCUCAACUACRUCAUCAACAGCCUCAAUAACUCAAACAGCUUCACCUGGUUCUAUUAGUUCUUUAGCAUCAUCUGUAACAAACAACAUUACCCCRGCGAUGUCUACAGAAGGAUCCCCACAAGAUAAAGUCAAYAUCAAAUCAGAGACUGAUGAUAGUCUUGCCAAGUUGAUGGAUCGUACAGASAACUCUCUCUUGUCUCAGGAUGGYAUWAGUGGCUCAUCAGCCAUCAAUCAAAAYGGAUUGACACUUGAUAAAGAUGGUGGRACRACAUUUGUACCUCAGCURCCAAGUCAGCUUCCUUUGUCAGUGGAAGCAUGUGUUCAGAAGUUAAAGUUAGCYGCAAAUAAUGCWGCAGAUGAGGGUAAAUGCAAGUUCUUUAACAAAGAUGUCAACCAGUUGCUAUUGGAGAAGAAACUGUCUGCAACACCAAAAGAAGACAAAAAUACGCCAGCAGCAGCAGCAGCAACAACAACAGCAUCUAACGCUACAACAACAACUCCGACUACAGUUACGACAACCAUUGCAAAGACAAGUGUGAUACCUAAAGUGGAGCAAAUUAUUACAUCUACUACUCCAUUGACAGCAAGUACUUUAAAAACAAUUCCUAAGCUAAAUCCAGGUGCYUUGUCUAUGCUUAAGGCUAAAAUAUUUCAAGUGAACAAUCCUGGAGGUUUAGGGAAAACUAACUUAGUGACACAGAUAGGAAACAAGCCUGUGUCAGCUUUGAUACUAGCUACAAAAACUCCUACAAGUCCUAGUGCUAAUAGUAGCUCUUCRUUACCYCUUAAGUCACCAACAUCAAUAACCACAACCAAACCAACUCUGACAGCUAUAAAAACUGAAACAACAGCAAGCACAAAACCUCUAGUUACUAUGGCAACUACUUCAACAAUAUCCAUGGUAACCAGUGCUCCUAAACCAGUUGAUAUAAAUACAGUUUCAUCAGUGGAGAGUAGAGGUGCAGUCACCAAAGUGGAGAGUACUGUUGAUAAAAGACCCGGGCACAUGAGUGGUUUGUUGACAAGCAGUAUUUCACAACAACAACAGCAACAGCAACAGCAACAACUCCAACACCACCAACAGCAAGCCCAACAAAAACAGCAGUACCUUCACCAAGCUCAGCAACACCAUCACCAACAAUUCCAGCAACAGCAGCAGAAACAACAGUGGCAACAACAACAACAACAACAACAACAACAACAGCAGCAGCAGCACCAACAACAACAUCACCAACAUCAUCAACAACAACAGGCACCACCACCCCAACAACAACAGCAACACCAAAAUCAACAUGAACAAGAACAUCCACAGCAAAUAAAAAGUCCUGUKAACUCUCUUGGUCAACUAAGUAGUACUUCACCACAUUUCCACCAACAAACUAUGCAAAAUACUGGCAUGAAAUCGUCAUAUCAUCAGUCAGCGGUCACAUCGUCAGUAAAAACACCUCCYACACAACCCAUGAAUCCAGUCAUCAAGAAUCAACCAGUAACAAUUUUGGAUUUUGCUGAUAUGAUGUCAAAUGAGUCRUCUGACGAUCCUCAGGAGAUGCUGAACAACCAAAUAGCACAACCAACAAGAUAUGCUGAUAAAUCACCAUCRCCACAGAAACCAAAAGAACCAUCUUUACCACCUAAAGGAAGYACCAAUGUGAUGUCACCACAACGACAGCAAACAAACACUGUUUACACRUCGCCACCAAACAUAAUGAGAUCACCAAGUCAAAUGACGCAGGCAAGAAACAAUAUGCAGCAGUCAAAUGCUGCUUUAGCUAACAUGUUGUUAGGAAUGGGAUCAACAAGUAUGCAAAACAAGUUCAUUGAUUUAAAUGCAGCAUCCAUGAUGGCUCAACAACGACAACAAGCUGCCAACACCAAMACYAUAUUGGAUUCAAUUACUUCACCUUCUAGAAUGAAUAUGGAUAUCCAUUCAUCAUCGGUACCACUAUCACAUCCAAUGAUCUCACCUCAACUUACCAACCCGACACCAUCYGUCAGCUCAUUCAUGCCAAACAGCCUACAGCAACCAACACUGUCAAUGUUAGGUCACACUAAUCUUCCUGUCAAAAAUACAAACCCAUUGAGUCACCUUGGAAUGGUCGCUGACCCUGUAUCAUCGUCAUUGAUGCAUAUCAACAGACCGAUGCAACAGCAACAGGUUCAACAGAGUGGCAUGGUAAUGCCRCCAAAUCCUUUCAAUCAAGUCCUUGUAGGGUAUAAUAUUCCCAGUAGCCAGGCAAAUACAACUCUACAGAUGUCACAAUCAUCACUGAUGAGCAAUCAAAAUAUUUUUCAAGAUCCUAACCAUAAUCCAUCUGCCGCGCAUCCACCGUYGCCCUUCAUGCCUAGGUUUUCUUGACAUUCUAGCUUCUUGUAUACUAAUUUGUACAUUCUAAUAUUUGAAUACAGUUUGAUCUGGUGCUAAACUCAUGCAUACAUUAUACAAAAAUAUCAAUAAUUUGAAGCAAUUUCAUUGAUAUAAAGAUGUAGAACAAAUGAGUUUUUUUGGGGUAAACAAAUAGCACAAAUAUUUUGAUGUGUUUGACUGACCAAUCCAAUUGAAGUAUUUUUUCAAAACUUUACAGAAAACUGAUUUUUGUCCUCAUUGGAGUUUCAAUAUGAUUUGCAUGUACAAUUUAUUGGUAUGUUUGAGGUGGGUUUGAAUAAGAUAAAACAAAUUCCUACACAUACAGUACUCUAUUUGUACAGAAUUAUUCGGGGUUACUUAACCAUUAAUAUUAUUUUGAUUUCAGUUUUGAAAUGAAAUUAUGUAAUUUAUUCAUUUAGAAUAARUCAUCUCUUUUAUUCCCUUAAUUUAGCCAAAUCAAUAUAAAAUUUAGUAGUUAGUUGUCUGGUAUUUGUGGUGGCCAGUGUUUUUCAAUUGAUUAUUUAAUAUUAUGAGUAUGCGAUGUAUUUUACUACUUGCUUAAGAUGAUAAUAUCUAGUUUAUGUAAACAAGAGUGACCAUUAAUAUAAUUACUGCAUUAUUUUCUGUGUAUUUCCUUACUUUUGCUUCCAUUGUUAUGCAAGCAAUCACGACAAAAGUCACAAUGGCAACUAUUGUCAAUGUCAUACUGCAAGGCGGGUUAAAAAAUGCCUCAAUAGKUUUCGUCAAAGGCUAUCUAUUCCAGUUACAUCUGUCUAGUCUGGUUGCAUAAUAAUGUUUAAGACAGUAAUUUGGUAAUAUAUACAAUCUAUUGCUSAAAUUUCUUUAAUUCAGUUCAUUAYCGRCAGUAAAAAUAUUGUAGUAGAUGCACUUAAUCUGUGAAGCAAAUAGUACUAAUUACUUACUGAAAAUAGUAUGGAUUAGACCAUAGAAAACAAAGGAAUUAGCAUAAUUUCAUAUUAUUUUGUUCUGUUUAAGUUUCACUGAUUACAUGCAUUAGCUCUACUUAGAACACCUUUGUAAUUCCUUGCAGUUGAACAUGUACUUUUAGACUUGCACAAAUAUGAACCUUUGCAUUUUAACAGUUAUCUACAAUAUUGUACAGCCUUUUGCAAAAAUUAUGAGAAUUGCUGAAAUAUCUAAAUAUCAUAAUAUCAAGUGCAUGAUCCCGCGCGAUGCCCUUAGUCUCUUGUCUUUGUU
Molecule: messenger RNA, 4415 nt
Organism: Exaiptasia diaphana
Lineage: Eukaryota; Metazoa; Cnidaria; Anthozoa; Actiniaria; Aiptasiidae
Product: transcription factor SPT20 homolog
Exons: 13
Coding region: 126-3188 (1020 amino acids)
Cellular component (GO): nucleus
Source: RefSeq, a predicted model, not a curated record